This is a messenger RNA of Brenthis ino (lesser marbled fritillary), 1158 nucleotides long. Lineage: Eukaryota; Metazoa; Arthropoda; Insecta; Lepidoptera; Nymphalidae. The record is from the annotation of a GenBank genome assembly.
AUGUUUCACUUAGAGUGGAUUGUGUUUAUAGCCCUGUUCUGUGCUGUGAGCGCGGCGGUGACUGUUAAUAUUUAUGAUGAAGAUAUGGAAUCUAAUAAAAUUGAGAAUGCGAGGAGUUGCAACUUUAGGCAGUGCGACCAAUUGUGCCGCCUCUUAGAAUUCCCCGGAGGACUGUGCGUGGAUGAUCACUGCAAAUGCUAUAAAGGAGAAGCAAAAGAGCCAACUGCUGAAAACAUAGCUGACUGUAAUGAUAGUACAUGUGACCAGUUAUGUCGUCGCAUGGGUUUCUUUGGCGGAAGCUGUGUGAAUAGCCACUGCAAGUGUGAUAAGUUUAAAGAACUGACUAAUGAAAAUGACGUCAAUAACUUACAGAGCUGUGAUAGUGCAGCGUGCAACCAGUUAUGCCAACUAUUUGGUUUUAGAGGAGGUAUAUGUUCCGAAAAUAACUGCAAUUGUUUUAGUUACCUUCAAAAUGAACUGACUAAUGAAAAUGACGUCAAUAACUUAAAGAGCUGUGAUAGUGCAGCAUGCAACCAGUUAUGCCAACUACUUGGUUUUAGAGGAGGUAUAUGUUCCGAAAAUAACUGCAAUUGUCUUAGUUACCUUCAAAAUGAAAUAACAUUAGAGAAUGAUUUGGAUAUUUGUAACCUGCGAAAAUGCGAUGAACAGUGUCGUCAUAUUGGUUUCAAAGGCGGCUAUUGUUUCGCAAGUCGCUGUGAAUGCAUAAUCUUUAGCGAAGGCGAUGUUAGAAUAGGGGGAAAAAAUAUAAAUGAAAUAAACAGUUGUGAUAACGGAGAAUGCGACCAACUUUGCCGUCGUCUCGGAUUUAAGCUAAGCGGAGUGUGCAACGGAAGCCGCUGCCGGUGCAGAAUAGCACUCGAAGACGAUGAUGAAUUAAUUGUCACUGAGAAAGACAAUAAAAAUGAUAUCCCCGCAAAUAAUGAAAUUAAUGAAUGCAAUGUUAAUUCAUGUAAAAUAUCGUGCCAUGUUCGUGGAUACAAGGGAGGCAAUUGCUUUGGUAACCAUUGUAAAUGUUAUGCUAAAGAAUCUGGUAAACUGAAUGCUUUAGGAACAUGUGAUGAUAUUGCCUGCAAUAUAAUUUGUGCAGAAAAUAAUUACGUCGGUGGGUUCUGCCAAGAAGAUAACUGCUAUUGUUUU